GCGACUCGCACACAGGCGCGCCUGGGGCAGCCUCUCCGUGCGCCUCUGCGUGUCGCGCUCUCCCUCUCUCCCUGCGCCCGACCGCCUGGCCAGCUCGCUCGCCUCCGCGCGCAGUGUGCGUCCGCGCGCGCGUCCCGCCGCUGCUCCUCCGGCGCCCGACCGACAGCCGUCCCCGGGGCCGACGCGCGCCCAGGGCCAGAGCCACCCGGCCAGGCACCCGCGUCGCCGGCAUUGAUGCUGCUCAGGGCGCUGCCGGCCGCCUCGCUGCUGCAGCCGAGCCCGGGCGCGGAGGCCUUCUACGAGGAGACGAGCGGCAUGGAGGCGAGCGGCCUCUGCUGCCAGCAGCAGGACGCGCUGCUGGCGAGCGGCGCGUCGCCCGCGUCCUCGUCCUCCACCUCGUCGCAGAACGCGCUGCUCGUCGGCGCCAACGCCUACCAGUACGCCGCGGCUGCCAGCGACCAGAUAGUGCCCGAACGAUCCUCGUGCGGCCUCAGCGCCAGUGUUGUUAAUGUUGUUAACGGUGUCGCCGUGAUCGGCGCCCAGCAGCAGCAGCAACAGCAGCAGCAGCAGCACCCGCAGCAGCAGCACCCGCAGCAGCAGGCCGAGCACCACGCGCAGGCGUGCGCCGACAGCGCCGGCCUCUUCGUCAACGGGCACGAGGCCAUUUGGCAGCAGCAGCAGCAGCAGCAGCAGCAGCAGCACUCGGCGCAAGCUCUGCACGGCCAGCCGGCCUACGUCGACUACUCGUGGCUACAGAUGCAGUCGUCGGACCUGGACACGCUGCUAUGCAGACAAGACCUGGAAAGACUGCAGAGGCUCGACGAAGACGAGAAGGAUGGCAGCGGCACGAUGGACGAAUUCUUCGACGACGCGAGCUGUCGGCCGCAGGCGAGCUUCGUGCGAGGAGGUAGCGGCGCGACGACACAGCCACAGCAGUCGACGACGACGACGACGACGACGACGCAGCAGCAGCCCGACGACGACGUGUUCCUCAGGCCGCCGCUCUGGGAGGACAUCACUUCCAGCAUACAGAAGCUCGACCCCGAAAAUGCCGACAUGCUCGGCCAGUCGCAGACCUCGCACCCGUGCGUGUGUAUUUGGGCACAGUUGCACGUCAAGCUGGAGAACGUGACGGACGAUCAGCAAGCGCCUACCUCCCUGUCGUCGCCACAGCCCGUACUGUCGCCGCACCAGGAUGUCAAGAGUGAGCCGCAAUCCACUCUGCCGACCCUGCAUCUGCUGGAGGCGCCGACCUCGUCCUCGUCCUCGUCGAAUUACGCCAACGCGAGGGCGUCGCUUCAUCACAGGCCCACGGCUGCUUUCAAGCUCUUCCCCUGCACCAAUAAUAACAAUCCCAGCGCGAGCAACAACAACAGUAGCACGCACAACAGCAACAGCACAAACAACAACAGCAACGUCGACCAGCAGCAGCAGCAGCAGCAGCAGCAGCAGCAACAGCAGCAGCAGCCGUCGUUGUACGGCUCGAUGACGCGCUUGAUGUACGUGUCGCCGUUGACACCGCCGAUCUCGGACCCGGGCUCGCCGCUCGGCGGACCGCCACGACGGACGCCACCGCCGCCGUACCCGCAGCCGUCGCUGCUACAGCAGCAGCAGCAGCAGCGAGCGGCGCCGGCGCCGGCGGCGCCUCCGCCGCCAAAUCCGCCGUCGCAUCGGAUACACACGGGCGUUGGCACCACCAAGUACAACAGGAGGAACAAUCCCGAGCUCGAGAAGCGACGGGUUCACCAUUGUGAUUUCAUCGGCUGCACGAAGGUCUACACGAAGAGCUCGCAUCUCAAGGCUCACCAGCGAAUCCACACGGGUGAGAAGCCGUACCAAUGCCAGUGGCCCGAGUGCGAGUGGCGGUUCGCCCGCAGCGACGAGCUGACGAGACACUACAGGAAGCACACCGGAGCCAAACCCUUCAAAUGUGCCGUCUGCGAGCGCUCGUUCGCGCGGAGCGACCACCUCGCUCUGCACAUGAAGCGACACCUGCCCAAGCAGCAUCCCAAGUGAUAAGAGCGAUUCUUUGUUUUUCACGAAUCUCUCGUGGUUGCGAUUGUAAUGUCUGUGAGCUUUUGUGCGACGCUGAACUUCGUAUUCCGUAGAUACGCGCGUGCCGACAACUGUUCUUUUUUUUCGGAGUACGAGUGUUUAAUUCCUGAAAAAAUUUUAAUGUCUUAUAGACGCAGUAUUAUAUUAUUUAUUAUUUUGUAUGUAUAUCUUUUUUUAUUAUGUCGUUAGGAAAGUAUGAGUUAUAAGUUACAUGUUAGAGUGCAAUUUUAUCGGCAAUGAUUACUUAAUGUCCUCGAGCGUGGACGGUUUUUUUCUUUUACAAUGUGCAAUUGCGUAUAUAGUAUUUUUUGCGCGCAUUAUUUCUUAUCUUUUCGAAGUAUUAUGUUGCAUAUGUGUUUUUUUAAAUUUUAUCGGAAAGUGCACUGGUGAUUAUGUUGCCGUCCCUUCUUCGCAAUAGUUUGUUGUUGAUUAUUGGACUAAAAUUUUACGGCUUUACCGGGUAAUAUGAUUUCUUUUUUCCUUUUUUUUUUUAUUUUUACACUUCGUUGUCGGCGCGCUUUCGGUGGCUGGCCCACCCAUUCCACGUCUCUCACGAGCACUUUCAACUUUGAAUGUACUAUACCCACGAAUCAUCUCUAUAUGGAUAGAUGUAUACAGCAGCAAAAGAAAACACACAAAUAUCUCACUUGAAUGUUUGAUUACGAAUAAUAGGACAGUUAGAAACUUACUUACAAAAAUAUUAUAGAUUUUUAAAUACCGCGUAUACGCAGGAUUCGGCGAUUGGUCUUUCCUUCUUGAGAAAUCUGUGAGAGAGCUUAUAUUGAACACUGUCAAAGACUCUUUCGUCACGAAUCAUCAUAUUCUAGCAGAAAAAAACAAAAAAAAAUAAAAAUAGAACAAACAAAAAAAUUUUAAAAACUGUUGUCGCACAAAUAAAAUCGAUGGUAAAGAGUUUGACUAUUGUACGGCACCAAAUUUGAAAGCUCAAUGUUAAGAUGUUAAAUUUAAACACCGACUAAAAAAAGUAAGAACACACGCGCGCGCGCGCACGCACACACACGCACACACACGCACACACACGCACACACACGCACACACACGCACACACACGCACACACACACACACACACUAGUGCCUUAAGAAGGAUGCGAGCGUCGCUAGUCCAGCAGACAAAACGAAAACGUGCUACUUAAAUAAUUGAUAUAUAUAUUCCGAGAGAGUCGUGAGAGCAUGUGUUACAUGAGUGAGCGCAAGCGGCAUGAAAAGCACCGUAUUCCCAAAGACUUCGAACUUACGCAUUGUCCCGUUAUCGUAUACGUGUAAGUUUUAUGUAUCGAACAACAGAGAGAGAGAGAGAGAGAAGCGCUUUUGCCGGUCGCGUCCGGUGAAAGUGUCAGCCGAGAGAGUUUAGCGUACAUAUCAUUUCUUCUCUUCUUCUAUCCUCUUCAAGACUUUGUUAUCUGUGUACAGAGAGCAACUCGCGACGGAUAUCCGCUCGAGGCGAUGACUUCGUCACAUUGUAAAUGCGUUAUACAUACAUAUAUUAUUAUUACUAUUAUUAUUACUGUAUUCUCUCUGUCUCAGUCUUCGUGUGAUUUGCGAAAAAGAAAUUUUUACAUUUAAAAGGAGUAUAAAAAAAAGGACACACAAUAAAAGGAAACUUAUUCAUUAAAAAGCUAUUAUACAUAGAUAUGUGUGUAUAUAAGCGUACGAGUGAAGGUUGAUGAUACGAUAAAAGAGAGCCUAGUCUGUAUCGUGUUCAACGUGACUCGUUGAGAAAAUU
Phymastichus coffea is the source of this 3800-nucleotide messenger RNA. Its product is annotated as Krueppel-like factor luna. Bases 235 to 2016 code for a protein of 593 amino acids. The transcript is spliced from 6 exons. Lineage: Eukaryota; Metazoa; Arthropoda; Insecta; Hymenoptera; Eulophidae. Gene Ontology annotation, biological process: regulation of transcription by RNA polymerase II. Gene Ontology annotation, molecular function: RNA polymerase II cis-regulatory region sequence-specific DNA binding; DNA-binding transcription factor activity, RNA polymerase II-specific. The record is from RefSeq and is a predicted model, not a curated record.